This is a messenger RNA of Tachyglossus aculeatus (Australian echidna), 2454 nucleotides long. It is a transcript of the gene SP1, whose product is annotated as Sp1 transcription factor. The record is from RefSeq and is a predicted model, not a curated record. Gene Ontology annotation, molecular function: RNA polymerase II cis-regulatory region sequence-specific DNA binding; DNA-binding transcription factor activity, RNA polymerase II-specific. Lineage: Eukaryota; Metazoa; Chordata; Mammalia; Monotremata; Tachyglossidae. Gene Ontology annotation, biological process: regulation of transcription by RNA polymerase II.
CCGGGUGAGCUCGUCCCCCCGCGGACACCAUGAGCGACCAAAGCCACUCCUUGGAGGAGAUGACUGCCGUGGUGAAGAUCGAGAAGGGAGUCGGGAACGGCGGCAACGGGGACGGGAAUGCCGGCUUCUCCCAGGCCCAGAGCGGCAGUCCGGGGAGCACCGGGAGCAGUAGCGGAGGAGCAGGAGCCGGAGGAGGAGGAGGAGGAAGCGGAGGAGGAGGAGGAGGAAGCGGCCAGGAUUCGCAGCCGAGCCCCCUGGCCUUGCUGGCGGCCACCUGCAGCCGCAUCGAGUCGCCCAACGACAACAGCAACGCCUCGCAGGGCUCCUCCGGCCAGGCGGCGGGCACCGCGGGCGAGCUGGACCUGGCGGCGGCCGCCCAGCUGGCGCAGGGCUCCAACGGCUGGCAGAUCGUCUCGGCCGCGGCCCCCGCCAAGGAGCCGGCGGCCGGCGGGGCCGGGGACCCGUCCCCCAAGGCGCGGCCGCUGGCGGGCGGCCAGUACGUGGUGGCCACCACGGCGGCGGCGGCGGCCCAGGGCCCCGGCCAGCCGGUGCUGGCGGGCCUGCCCGGGGUGAUGCCCAACAUCCAGUACCAGGUGAUCCCCCAGUUCCAGACGGUGGACGGGCAGCAGCUGCAGCUGGCGGCCACGGCGGCGGGCGCCCCGGUGGCCCCGGACGGGGCCGGGGGCCACAUCCAGAUCCUCCCCGGGGCCAACCAGCAGAUCAUCACCAACCGGGGCAGCGGGGGCAACAUCAUCGCCGCCAUGCCCAACCUCCUGCAGCAGGCCGUGCCCCUGCAGGGCCUGGCCAACAACGUCCUGGCCGGCCAGGCCCAGUACGUGGCCAACGUGCCCGUGGCCCUCAACGGCAACAUCACCCUGCUGCCCGUCAACAGCGUGGCGGCCUCCCUGGCGCCCGGCUCGCAGCCGGCCGUGGCGCUGAGCGGCUCGGGGGGCCAGGAGGGCGGGCCGCCGCCGGCCACCUCCGGCUCGGCCGCCGCCGCUGCCCAGCCCGGCUCGGGCCCCUUCUUCACCAACGCCAACAGCUACCCCGCCACGGCCGCCACGGCCAGCGGCAGCGCGGGCGGGCUGGGCUUCGCGGCGGCCCCCGCGGCCCGCCGGGGACGCGGCGGCGGCGGCGGCGGCGGCGGCGGCCUGACCCUGCCGCCGGCCGUGCCCAAGGAGGGCGAGGGCGGGCCGGCGGCCCAGCCGCCCCAGCAGAUCCUCAUCCAGCCGCAGCUGGUCCAGGGGGGCCAGGCCAUCCAGACCCUGCAGGCCGCCCCGCUGACCGGCCAGACCUUCGCCCCCGAGGCCCUGCAGAACCUGCAGCUGCAGGCCGUGCCCAACUCGGGCCCCAUCCUCAUCCGCACGCCCACCGUGGGGCCCAACGGGCAGGUGAGCUGGCAGACCAUCCAGCUGCAGAACCUGCAGGUGCAGAAUCCCCAGGCCCAGACCAUCACGCUGGCACCCAUGCAGGGCGUCACGCUGGGCCAGGCCGCGGGCGCCGCCCCCGCCGCGGGCGGCGCGGCCGGCGGCGGGGCGGCCGGGGGCGGCACCCUGACGCCCAUCGCCUCGGCCGCCUCCAUCCCCGCGGGCACCGUCACCGUCAACGCCGCCCAGCUGUCCUCCGUGCCCGGCCUGCAGACCAUCAACCUCAGCGCGCUGAGCGCCUCGGGCAUCCAAGUCCACCAGCUGUCCGGCCUGCCCCUCACCAUCGCCAACGCCACCGGCGAGCACGGAGCCCAGCUGGGCCUGCACGGGGCCGGCCCGGACGGGCUGCACGACGAGGCGGCCGGCGGAGACGACGGGGACGCCAGCCCGGACCCCCAGCCCCAGCCCGGACGGCGCACCCGCCGAGAGGCCUGCACCUGCCCCUACUGCAAGGACAGCGAAGGACGGAGCAGCGGCGAUCCCGGCAAGAAGAAGCAGCACAUCUGCCACAUCCAGGGCUGCGGGAAGGUGUACGGCAAGACUUCCCACCUGCGGGCACACCUGCGCUGGCACACGGGCGAGCGGCCCUUCAUCUGCUCCUGGAUGUUCUGCGGCAAGCGCUUCACCCGCUCCGACGAGCUGCAGCGGCACAAACGCACGCACACCGGUGAGAAGAAGUUCGCCUGCCCCGAGUGUCCGAAGCGCUUCAUGAGGAGCGACCACCUUUCCAAGCACAUCAAGACCCACCAGAACAAGAAAGGCGGGGCGGGCGUGGCAGGCGUGGCCCUGAGCGUGGGGGCCCUGCCCCUGGACAGCGGGGCCGGCUCCGAGGGUGGCGGGGGCGGCGGGGGCCCCCCCGCCCCCCCCGCCCUCAUCGCCACCAACAUGGUGGCCAUGGAAGCCAUCUGCCCCGACGGCAUCGCCCGCCUCGCCAACAGCGGCAUCAACGUCAUGCAGGUGGCCGACCUGCAGUCCAUCAACAUCAGCGGCAACGGCUUCUGAGCCCCCCCGGGGCCCGGCCGGGGGU